UUCUAUUUGAAGAGUGUGAUCUGUUUUUUCUCAGGCGCACCUUGUCCCCUCCUCAAAUUUUUACCCACACUCCGCGCAGUAGCCGGCUACUAUUCGCGGUUGUAUAUUUUGUUUGUUGUAAAGGGAGAACCUACGAACGUGUAGACACUUCAACGAAGUUACUUUUCGGCACAAGACUUUCGGCGCCCACUGAAGUUGACUUGCUAAUUUUUCUUUUCAUCUUGGGACAUGACCGCAAUGGCUUCCCCGGCUUCCUCUGCUCUUCUCCCGUCCGCUCCCGUCGGCCACCAUCCGCCCCCGAUCUCCACCUCUCCGGCCAACAACUCUCCGCCACCUGCGGCCACCUCCACCUCCUCUUCCCCGACACCUCCCGCCGUGGCGCACCCGGCGCUGCUUCACCCCUUCAGACCCGAUCUCCUACUCCCACUCCCGAACGGCGGGACCACAUCGAUCAACGCCAUCAAAAAGACCAGCGUCGUCCCGACGAUCAGCGCGGGCAAACCCGCGUAUGCCACCCCGUCGCCGGUGGAGAACACGCCACAGAACAACGAGUGCAAACUGGUGGAGGUGAAAGGUGCCAAGCUGGCCUCUUUCACGGUGAAAGACGCCGAGCUGAUUUGCCUGCCCCAGGCGUUCGACCUGUUCCUCAAGCACCUGGUCGGGGGGCUCCACACGGUGUACACCAAGCUCAAGCGACUGGACAUAACCCCGGUGGUGUGCAACGUGGAGCAGGUCCGUGUGCUCCGCGGGCUCGGGGCGAUCCAGCCAGGGGUGAACCGCUGUAAACUCAUCUCCAUCAAGGACUUCGAGGUACUCUACAACGACUGUACCAACGCAAGCUCGAGGCCUGGCCGACCGCCGAAGAGGCUCCAGAGUGUGACAUCUUCAGAGUGCGGCUCCCACAUGGUGUCUCACAGUGGGCUUAUGUCUGCUGGUAUGAUGCCCCCUGCAGGUCUCUCUGCUCUGGCCAAGAAGAUCAAGUUGGAGGUGAUGAGUGGUUACCAUGGCAGCCAGCGGCAUGGAGGCCCAAACGGAGAGAAUGGUGAUCACAACCCCGGUCUAGGUCUGGAUCAGCUGCCCUUCAUGAUGAUCUCACAUCCACUGAUACCCGCUAGCCUGGGGCAGGCCUCCGUUUCUAUGGCGAUGGGCCAGAUGAACCGACUCAGCACAUUGGCCAGCAUGGCCAACGCGGCGCAGCUCCACCACCAUGCCAGCCACCAGGCCAGCCACCAGGCCAGCUUGCAGGCCCGCCUCCCGGCCUCCGUCAUCAAGGAGCGAGUCCGGGACAGCCCCUCCCCUUCUGCCUCAUUGGACGACGCCCAGGUGUCUUCCAAUCAGGACAGCAGCGUGUCAAGCUCACCGAUACACAUGGACCGCACCGGAGAAGCCACACACCUCCACUUUGAUGGACUGUCAGCCAACCUGAGUGUGUUGGGCCACUCCCCCGGUCUGGGCCCCGGGUCCAGAGGUACGGACCUGGCAGCACUAGAGUACAGCUUCAAGGACAGCAAACGGAACCAGGCCGAACGCGACCCUGGUUCCAUGACGAACGUGACAGGCAGGGAGGACAGACAGAGCUACCAGGCCCAGCGGCUGGUGCUGGGAGGCUGUGAGAGGAACGUGUACCCCAGUGGACAGAAGUUCCAGGCGGGCCUCAACGCUCCCUUCAUCUUCCCGGAAGGACUGUCCUCCAUAGAGACCCUGCUCACCAACAUCCAGCAGGGUCUGCUGAGAGUUGCCAUAGAGAACGCCCGGGCCCAGGAGAAGCAGGACCAGCUGGAGCGGACGGAGCUGAAGAUGGAGCUGGUGCGAGAGCGGGAGCUCAGGGAGACCCUGGAGAGACAGCUCAGCGUGGAGCAGAAGAACCGAGUGCUGAUUCAAAAACGCUUGAAGAAGGAGAAGAGGAGUAAGAGGAGGCUUCAGGAGGCCCUGGAGGAGGAGGUGAAGCUCCGCGACCAGGCCGAGACCAGCCUGAUGCACGCCGGAGACACCCCCACAGAUUUACUGACCCAGGAAGUAGAUGGUAGUAACCAUGACGACAACAGGCUGGACUCCAAUGCAAUGGUACACGGUACAGAUAGCCGAGUGUUCCUGCAUGCUACUGGCAUGUACUGAAGUCCAGACCUGGGUGGAUGGAUGGACGGGUGGAUGGAUGUGUGGGCAGACGGAUGGAAGGAGGAAUGCAUGGGGAGACGACGGACACGGGCGUGGCUGGAGGGAUGGAUGGAAGUGUGGAUGGA
Messenger RNA from Gadus chalcogrammus (walleye pollock), 2240 nucleotides. RefSeq names its product dachshund c (gene dachc). NCBI's taxonomy places the organism in Eukaryota, Metazoa, Chordata, Actinopteri, Gadiformes, Gadidae. The transcript has 11 exons. Bases 229 to 2115 code for a protein of 628 amino acids. The record is from RefSeq and is a predicted model, not a curated record.